AUGGCGCUGUUGCAGUGCCUGCGCGAAGCAGAGGCCAGCCGCUCGGUCCCGGUGAUAUGGAGAGAGUCGUGGUCAAAGGCAGAAGUGAGAGCUGUUAUCCGCUAUGAAUGGGCACGUGGAGUGUCGGGCACAGAAAUUCAUAACCGCCUUGUUGAGGUGCGCAGGCUGUGGGCGUUGGCGGCCAUCCGGACUGCGCUGGUGGCUGCGGCUGUGGGGGUGACACUGGCAAAGACCACAGACUACUGCAGAGUCUGCCAGGACCACACCAUGUGCCGCUUUAAGGGCAUGAGCCAGUCGUGCAAGUCUCGCAUGCUGAGCCGCGGCCUGCGGAAGGGCGACAUCCAGCUGAUCCUGUACCUGCACAACCAGCUGCGCUCCAGGGUCGCGCUCGGCCGUGAGUUCCGCGGCAACCAGCCGCCCGCCGCCGACAUGCGCAAGCUGGUGUGGGACCCCGAGCUGGCGACGAUAGCGCAGCGCUGGGUGGACCAGUGCACGUACUCCCACGACGCGUGCCGGGAUCUCCCGGCUUUCCAAGUGGGACAGAACCUGUUCGUUAUUUACGGUAGCGAGCGCGACAUCAAUGCAAACUGGAGCUCAACUGUCUUCAGCUGGUACAACGAGGUGGAAAUAUUUGACGCUAGCAACGUGAAAAAAUUCAGGUCGCUGGGGAAGACGAGCCACUACACGCAGAUGGUGGCGGCGGCGACUCGGACGCUGGGCUGCGGAUACGCCGCGUGGCGGGAGGGGGAGGCGCUGCCGGUGACGUCAAUGUACGCCUGCAACUACGGGCCGUCCGGCAACCGCUUCGGGCGCCCCCUGUACCUGGAGGGCCGGCCUUGCAGCCAGUGCCCGCCGGCGCACAGCUGCGUCGCCUCCCUGGGGCUCUGCCAGAGCGACUGCGGGCCCUCUCGUGGCGGCUAGCGGGCUGAGUCUGCGAGGGUGGCGCCUCAGCCCCUGCCCAACGUCACUUUGGCAGAAUACGUCACACUGGCAGAGCGUCGCGUCGCCCUUCUGUCUUCACUACAGCGCCCAUCGCUCUUCAGAGUGCCGCAGUUGCACUUUCCCGUUACGCCACAAGUACUCUGAAGUGUCCAA
Messenger RNA from Schistocerca gregaria, 1095 nucleotides. RefSeq names its product venom allergen 5-like. The coding region runs from base 1 to 921 and encodes 306 amino acids. The transcript is spliced from 6 exons. The record is from RefSeq and is a predicted model, not a curated record. NCBI's taxonomy places the organism in Eukaryota, Metazoa, Arthropoda, Insecta, Orthoptera, Acrididae.